Sinocyclocheilus rhinocerous is the source of this 1692-nucleotide messenger RNA. RefSeq names its product cytochrome P450, family 1, subfamily D, polypeptide 1 (gene cyp1d1). NCBI's taxonomy places the organism in Eukaryota, Metazoa, Chordata, Actinopteri, Cypriniformes, Cyprinidae. Gene Ontology annotation, biological process: progesterone metabolic process; hormone biosynthetic process. Bases 86 to 1438 code for a protein of 450 amino acids. The record is from RefSeq and is a predicted model, not a curated record. The transcript is spliced from 6 exons. Gene Ontology annotation, molecular function: heme binding; iron ion binding; steroid 17-alpha-monooxygenase activity.
GCCAUUUUUCAGCUGGUGAAACUUUUUCUCAAGUAUUUUUAUUGCGAACACGGGAUCUGUCAGUUGUGGUCUCAAAGUGUCUGCCAUGUAUCUUGAGGAGAUCUCCCACACGACUGGAGUGACUUUGUUCCUCUGUGCCUUUGCUAUGCUCUUGCUGGUUCUCCAUGGUCGACGGAGAGAACCAGGCUGCUCCUUGCCCCCAGGUCCCACACCUUGGCCUCUAGUGGGAAACCUUUUCCAGAUGGGGGAACAGAUCCAUUUGUCAUUAACAAACCUGAGGGUUCAGUAUGGAGAUGUGUUCCAGAUGAAAAUGGGUUCUCUUGUAGUGGUCGUUUUGAGCGGCUAUUCUACCAUCAAGGAGGCUUUGGUACGUCAAGGAGAGGCGUUUGCUGGACGUCCUGACUUCUUUACCUUCUCUGCAGUUGCUAAUGGCACCAGUAUGACGUUUAGUGAGAAGUAUGGAGAAGCUUGGGUGCUUCACAAAAAGAUCUGCAGAAACGCCCUGAAGACCUUCUCCCAAGCUGAGUCCCGAGACUCAAGCGCUUCUUGUCUUUUGGAGGAGCGUAUCUGUGCAGAGGCCGUAGAUAUGAUGGAGGCUCUGAAGAAACAAGCAGAUGAGUUUGGAGAUUCAGGGCUCGACCCAGUUAAGUUGCUAGUGACCUCGGUUGCCAAUGUGGUUUGCACUCUAUGUUUUGGGAAGCGGUACGCCCAUGACGAUAAAGAAUUCCUCACCAUCGUCAACAUCAAUAAUGAAGUGCUGCGCCUCUUUGCUGCAGGGAAUCUGGCAGACUUUUUCCCCAUUUUCCGCUACCUGCCCAGUCCGUCUCUGCGAAAGCUGCUCCAGUACAUUGACAGAAUGAACAACUUCAUGGAGCGCAACAUCAGUGAACAUCUCAUCACCUUUGAUAGGUCUUCCAGUGCUAAAACAGUUUAUGAGGUCCAAAAAAACCAGGUUGGUAUGAACAGGUUACCACAGUUUAAAGACAAGCCAAACAUGCCGUACACAGAAGCUUUCAUAUAUGAAGUGUUUCGUCAUGCAUCCUAUAUGCCUUUCACCAUACCUCACUGUACAACUGAUAACAUUACACUAAAUGGAUACUUCAUUCCCAAAGACACAUGUGUGUUCAUCAACCAAUAUCAAGUCAAUCAUGACAUGAAUAUUUGGGGUGAUGCUGAGGCUUUCCGACCUGAACGUUUCCUUACCCUGUCUGGCCAUCUAAAUAAAAACCUGACUGAGAGGGUAAUGAUAUUUGGCAUUGGAAUACGCCGCUGCCUUGGUGACAGCUUCGCCCGUCUGGAGAUGUUUGUGUUCUUAACCACCCUGCUGCAUCGGCUGCACAUAGAGAAUGUUCCAGGGCAGGAGCUUGACCUGAGCUCUACAUUUGCCCUCACCAUGAAGCCCAGGCCCUUCCGAAUAAAAAUCUCAACUCGUAACUAAGCUAUUGCACCUCAGAAUGCUUGGUAGAAUCGCAGAACAAAGCAAAUGUUGGGCAUCACUGAACCGCUAAGCUAAUUAACCACUACAGUCUUUAUUUCUCAUGUGGUCUAUUCAGCUCAACUGUUACUUGAAUAUUUGCUAUUGUACAUAAUUGUGUACUCUAAGCAUGUCCCUGCAUUAUUUGUGAUAAUACAUGAUAGCUAAGCAUCUAAGUUACUGUUUGUACUUUUAGCACAGAUAUUUGAAGUAUCAAA